Chironomus riparius is the source of this 1878-nucleotide messenger RNA. Lineage: Eukaryota; Metazoa; Arthropoda; Insecta; Diptera; Chironomidae. The record is from the annotation of a GenBank genome assembly.
AGUCGUAGCUUUAAACUCUAAUAAUGAAGUCAGUUUUAGUUUUAAUUGCGUUUUUAAAUUGUUGUUUACAAAUUAAGUGCCAAUUUACAAUUCCUGAAGAAUAUCAUGAUGUAAAAGAUGCAAUUGAGUCAGAUUAUUAUAAAGAAACGCUGGAACAUUUCUUUAAAGAUCAGGAAAUUCCUCAAAUUCCAAGAGGUGGAAGAAUUGCAGGUGGUGAAAAAGCAAUUAUUGGACAAUUUCCUUAUCAUGCCUUAUUAUAUAUGAGUGACGAUGCAGGCAGAUAUGUUUGCGGUGGAGUUCUAGUUAAGCACAAUUGGGUUCUUACAGCUGCACACUGCAUUGAAGGGUUCUCAAAGAUUGAAGUGUUUUUGGGUGUUGUAAAUAGAAUUGAUGGACCAGCAGCAUGGCGUAGUGAACCAAUCACAGAUUCCAAAAAUUUGAUUGUUCAUCCAAAUUUUGAAGUUAAAUUCCUGAAGAAUGAUAUUGGAUUAAUAUUCCUGCAAGAUGCACAAGAAGAUUUACUUCUACACGAGCAUAUAGAUGUAAUAGAAAUUCCAUCAUUCGAUGAAGGAGCUCAAGAUCUUAUUGGAAAGGAAUCAAUUUUAAGUGGAUUCGGUUUGACAGAAAAUGGAGUGGCAUCAAAAGUUUUAAAGUAUGCAAAGUUGCAGAUUAUUUCAAAUGAAGAAUGUUAUGCUACUUUUCCAGCAUAUAUUGUGUCGUCAAACUUAUGUACAGCUACUAAUCUUCGAGCUUCGCCUUGUCAGGGUGAUUCUGGAGGUCCUCUAACUCUUGAAAUCACUCCUGGUCGCAAGAUAGUUGUUGGACUGACAAGUUUUGGAUCCAAAUAUGGAUGCACGCAGAGUUAUCCAGUAGGAUUUCAAAGAGUUGCGAAUCAUCUGUUAUGGCUUGAUGAUUACUUAUCAACAUAUCCUGACGAAGCAACGUUUAUUGCAGAAAUAACCACACCUGACUCAUCCUCAAUCAUAUUUGGAAAUACUUUAAUGAAUUUUUUGUUUGCAUUUAUAGCAUUAAAGUUUGUUCAGUAAUUUUUGUCAUCUGAUAUCAAUCCUCGAAGUCGAUAGGGUUCGAGUAAACUCGAGUCGACUUCGAGCUCUUUCUGAAGUUAUCUCAUUUAUAGUAAAUAAAUUAAGGAACGAUAUAAAAUUAAAUUUAUAACUUGAUUUUUGAUACAAAACAUGCUUCAACAUCUUAAUAGACAUGUCAGGAACUUCCAUUGAGUAAACACUCAAGAAGCUCUCUUUAGCAAAGGCUUAAGAUUAUUUUCAUCACACAAAAUAUAAUGAAGCCUGAGACAUAUCAGAAGUAUGACAGACGAUGCAGUCAUUUAUUAUAUGAGCUUUUCAAUUUUGUCUUCGGCAUGUUUCUUUUAUUAAAUUUUCUUUUUAAGUCACACAACGCAGAUGUCGUGUCUUCAUAAUAAUAUUUUGUUCAUCACAUGCUACAAUGUCAAAUAGGAAGGAACAAAAUCUUUUUUAAAAAUUAUGCAAAUUUCAUUUUUUUUCUUCUUCAUUUACAGCAUUAUAAAUUUUUUUCCAUAUGCAUACUGAAAUUAUCCUAUUUGUGUGUGUGUGUGUGGAUGUGAAAAAGGGAUUUAUGACGUGCAUACUCAAAUGGAUGUGUGAAGGAGGUGGUGGGAGAAAAAAGAGAAAAACAAUUUCAUAUAUUUCAUUAUUAUUAUGUGAGCAUAUUUCCAUUUGAAAUGCAAAUAUUUGCCUUACAAACUUCCAUGUAUGAACUUCAACUCUCAUGUAUCAAAAUUAAUUAUUCAACAUUGUCAUAAUUAAAGAGAACGAGCAUAUCCCAUUCCUCAUUUUUAUUUUUGGCUGUGAAUGAAAAUUAAAUGGGAAGAAAAUUUCG